Molecule: messenger RNA, 3606 nt
Organism: Pisolithus orientalis
Lineage: Eukaryota; Fungi; Basidiomycota; Agaricomycetes; Boletales; Pisolithaceae
Product: condensin complex subunit SMC2
Exons: 15
Coding region: 1-3606 (1201 amino acids)
Biological process (GO): chromosome organization
Cellular component (GO): chromosome
Molecular function (GO): ATP hydrolysis activity; ATP binding; protein binding
Source: RefSeq, a predicted model, not a curated record
AUGCGGAUAGAAGAGCUCGUCAUCGAAGGAUUCAAGUCGUAUCCUGUGCGGACGCAGAUCACAGGGUGGGACCCAUCGUUCAACGCCAUCACCGGUCUCAAUGGAUCCGGAAAGUCUAACAUCCUCGAUGCCAUCUGUUUCGUGCUUGGGAUUACGAACAUGUCACAAAUGCGUGCACAAAACCAACAAGACCUCAUCUACAAGCGAGGCCAAGCAGGCGUAACAAAAGCGAGCGUCACCAUCGUGUUCGACAAUUCAGACAGGGAUAAGAGUCCAGUUGGCGUUGAGCACCUCAAGCAGAUCACAGUUACUCGUCAGAUUGCGUUGCCCAAUAUCUCUAAGUACCUUCUCAACGGCCAUAAGUCUACUCAGCAACAAGUCCAUAACCUCUUUCAAAGCGUCCAGCUCAACAUCAACAACCCCAACUUUCUCAUCAUGCAGGGAAGAAUCACAAAGGUCCUUAAUAUGCGUCAUCAAGAGAUUUUGGGCAUGGUGGAAGAAGCCGCUGGAACCCGUAUGUUUGAAGACCGGAAAGACAAAGCCAAAAAGACCAUGUCCAAGAAGGAAAAGCGCGUGCAAGAGCUCACUUCGAUCCUUGCGGAAGAAAUUACGCCCAAGCUAGAUAACCUUCGGGCAGAAAAGCAACAGUUUUUGGCGUGGCAGAAAGAGCGUACAGAGUUGGAACGCAUCGGCCGUGUGCUGAGAGCAUGGGAAUGGACGCAAGCGAAGAGCCGUGUCGACAGCGUGGACGAGGAGAUUGGUCAGAAAGCGGAAGAAAAGGAGGAGUUAACAAGGAAGAAACAGAAGUUGUCGAAGGAACAUCGUGCGGCUGAGAAGGAGUACGAAAAAGUGAAGGCAAAGCGGGAGGCUGAGCUUCAGAAGGGAGGGAAACUAAAAAAGAUGGAAGAAGAGGUCGCUGAACUCGAGAAAGAGCUUGUCAAGUUCAAAACACAGGUUGACCUUGCCAACGGAAACAUUGCAGAAGAGAAGAAGAACGUGGCCCACGAGGAAAUGGAACUCCAGGGACUGCGAGUGGCCCUACAAGAGAAACAGGCACAGGUGAAAUCGGUGGAGGAGGCGUAUCAAGAAGUAAAGAGUAAGCACGACACCACAAACUCGGCGUUGUCCAACUCAGAGGAGCUGCUGCAAACACUCCUUACGGGUCUUUCGUCGAAUGCCAACAACUCGGGGGGCGGUUACAUGGGGCAGCUGGCAGAUGCCAAGGCGCGACAAGCGCAAGGAGCCGCAGAGGAAGAGCAGAGCCGGGUGAAGCUCUCGAUGCACGAGAAGGAAUUGAAGGCGGCCGAGGCAAAGCAGAGAGAAUUUGAGCAUGACGUCCACAAGGGAAAACAGAACCUGGACAACAUGAAAGCACACGUGAGUAGACUCAGGCAGCAGCUCGAGGCCUGCGGAUGGAGUGCGGAACAGCAACAGGCGUGUGAGGCAGAGCUCCGCACUGCAAGAGAAGAAAUGCGCCGCGUGACUGAGGAGCGCGACACUGUCAAACAGCGUCUCUCGUCCCUUUCCUUUGACUAUACCCCACCACAUCCAAACUUCGACCGGUCCAAAGUGAAAGGGCUCGUUGCAACGCUGACCUCGAUUCCACCAGAGCACCAGAACAAAGCUACUGCACUGGAGAUUGCUGCGGGGGGAAAACUGUAUAAUGUUGUCGUGGAGGACGAGCGUGUCGGUAAGGAAUUGUUGCAGCACGGGAAGCUCAAAAAGCGCGUGACAAUCAUACCACUGAACAAAAUCAAUGCAUUUACUUUGUCUGCACAAAAACUCGCACAAGUCUCUCAACUGGCACCUGAUAGAGCCCAUCCCGCUCUCUCGCUGAUCGGUUACCCACACGACGUAGCCCGUGCCAUGGCUUAUGUUUUUGGUGACACCAUCGUUUGCGCGGACGCGCAGUCGGCCAACGUGGUUACGUUCGGAGCCAAGGUCCGCUCAGUUACGCUUGCGGGUGACCUCUAUGACCCGUCUGGCACGCUGAGUGGUGGUGCCGCCCCAAGUGGGAGUGGGGUUCUGACGCGCGUGCAAGAACUGUUGGAGGUAGAGCGGAGGCUCGGAGAGGCGCAGGGACGGCUGAGGGAACUAGAGAGGGGAGAAGAGGCCGGGAGAGGCACGCGAGAGAAGUGGAAAGCACUCCAUAGAGAAUUGGAGAUCAGGGAACACGAGGCAAAUUUGGCGGAGGAGCAGCUCGGUGGGAGUAAUGCUGCGAGGCUGAGUGCGGACGUCGAGAACCUCAAACAAACGAUUGCGCAACUGCAGCGCGCGGUUGAGGCUGCGAAAGAGAAGCAGAGGACGGCACAAGAAGAUGUACAACGGCUGGAGAAGGACAUGCAUGAAUUUAAAAAUAACAAAGAGGGGAAGAUUAACCAGCUCAAGGGUGAAAUCUCUAAGCAAAAAGCCGUGCUUCAAAAACAAGCUGUCAUCGUCAAGACCCGACAGAAGGAACAUCAAACAGCUGUACUUGAGUUCGAACAAAUGGUGGAAGACAUCGCCAAUGCUGAAGCUUCCAUCGAGAGUGCAAACGCGCAUGUUGCAAAACUGCAGAAAGACGUGGACAAAUUGCUGGGCAAGGUCAGGGAAGUAGAGACCAAGCAUGCGCGUUCGACUGCACUCCUCACUGCUGAACGUGCGACGCUAACCCACUUCGAUAACGAAAUGAAGUCGCUUGAGGAAGUACUACGUGAGCGAAAGAAUGGCAUGGAUGAGGUGGACUUUUCCGUGAAGAGGCUCGAACUCGAGAUCACGCAACUGGAAAAGGAGAAGGUAGCUCAGAGGAGUGCAGUCGAGAAGUUAGAAAAAGCCUGGGAGUGGAUUAGAGAGGAAAGCGGGUCGUUUGGCAAGCCAGGGACGCAUUAUGACUUCGACAAGAUCGACAUCGGGGGCCUCCAGGCCAAAGCCAACGACCUAGAAGAGAAACAGAGAAACGCGAAGAGGAAGGUGAACCCGAAAGUCAUGAAUAUGAUCGAUACUGUUGAAAAGAAAGAGACGGAAGUGAAGAAGAUGCUUUCGACGGUUCUGAAAGACAAAGAGAAAAUCGAAGCGACGAUUGAGGAACUUGAUCGCUAUAAGCGAGAUGCGUUGGAGAAGACGUGGGAAAAGGUUGAUCGUGACUUUGGUGGCAUAUUUGCGGAGUUACUACCGGGAAACUUUGCGAAGCUACAGCCACCCGAAGGCCAAGACCUAAUGCAGGGCCUGGAGGUGAAGGUGCAGCUUGGAAGUGUGUGGAAGCAGAGUUUGACGGAGUUGAGUGGAGGACAACGGUCGCUAAUUGCGCUGUCGUUGAUCAUGGCACUUCUGCAAUUCAAACCCGCGCCAAUGUACAUUCUUGAUGAAAUUGACGCAGCGCUUGACUUGUCGCACACUCAGCACAUUGGACAGCUUUUCCGAACGCGUUUCAAGGGGUCACAGUUUAUAGUUGUUUCAUUGAAAGAAGGACUGUUCACGAAUGCGAACGUGUUGUUUAGGACACGGUUUAGGGAUGGGACGUCUAUCGUUGAGCGGACCGCCGAUCGGUCUGGGUCGGCAAUGUAUAGCGGGGGUAGACAAGAUGUCGAGGGCAAUGAGAGUACGAGGAGAAGCGGGCGAAGGCAAUGA